Molecule: messenger RNA, 1580 nt
Organism: Clupea harengus (Atlantic herring)
Lineage: Eukaryota; Metazoa; Chordata; Actinopteri; Clupeiformes; Clupeidae
Gene: ptgr1.1
Product: prostaglandin reductase 1, tandem duplicate 1
Biological process (GO): prostaglandin metabolic process
Cellular component (GO): cytoplasm
Molecular function (GO): 2-alkenal reductase [NAD(P)H] activity; 15-oxoprostaglandin 13-reductase [NAD(P)+] activity
Source: RefSeq, a predicted model, not a curated record
GAGUUCCCGGGCGGUCUGCUAACUUUCGCUGCAGGGUGAAAACAAAGGUGAAGUCGUCUCGCGGUACGGUGAAUUCAUUUCAUGGAAAACCACGCAAGUAUUCCCAAGCAGAGAAUCAUGGUUCAAGCCAAAGCCUGGAUCCUCCCCAAGUACUUCGAUGGCUUCCCCAAAGACAGCGACUUCGAGCUGAAAGUUGAGCAGCUGCCGGAGCCUAAAGACGGAGAGAUUCUCUUGGAGGCUGUGUAUCUAAGUGUGGAUCCUUACAUGAGGCCUUUCAGUCGGGUGCGGAUGAAAGAAGGAGAUGUGAUGAUUGGAGCUCAAGUGGCCAAGGUGGUCCAGAGCAGAAACCCCUUGUUCCCCGAGGGCUCUCACGUGAUCAGUCGAUCGGGCUGGAGGACGCACACCGUGUCCGACGGCACUGGCGUCAUACUCCUGCUCUCUGAUUGGCCAGCUGAUGUGCCAUACUCCCUGGCACUGGGCGCCAUCGGCAUGCCUGGGCUCACUGCCUUAUAUGGUCUGGAGGAGGUGUGUCAGCUCAAGGCCGGCGAGACGCUAUUGGUCAACGCGGCGGCGGGUGCCGUGGGAAUGGUGGUGGGGCAGAUCGCCAAGCUGAAGGGCUGCCGUGUGAUUGGCUCGGCAGGGAGCGACGCCAAGGUGGCCUACCUGAAGGAGCUGGGCUUCGACCAGGCCUUCAAUUACAAGACUGUCCAGUCACUGGAGCAGGCCCUCAGAGAGGCGGCGCCAGAGGGAUACGACUGCUACUUCGAGAAUGUUGGCGGUGCUUUCUCCAGUGUGGCCAUCCCCUUGAUGAAGCCCAUGGGCCGCAUCGCUGUGUGUGGAGCCAUCUCUACUUACAACGACACCACUCCACAGACAGGACCGUUCCCGCACCUGACGAUGAUCAUGAAUCAGAUCCGUAUGGAGGGCUUCCUUGUGGGUCGCUGGGAGCACAAGAACAAGGAGUCGCUGCGCCGUCUGCUCGUCUGGAAACAAGAGGGGAAGCUGAAGUGUCCGGAGCACGUGACCAGCGGCUUUGAGAACAUGCCAGCUGCCUUCAUGGGCAUGCUCCGUGGGGAGAACCUUGGCAAAGCCGUUGUUAAGGCCUGAGCCCACCCCCCUCAUCCCACACUCCACCCUACCAUUGCCCUGCCUGGGUGACAGACAGUGCUUGCAGCCAAUCAGAUGCUUCAAAAGCCACUUUGGAGCUGUUUGGACUAAUGGAACCACCCGCCCCCGCUCAAGCGCUCAAAAUCCCGUGCUGCCUUGAAGUGCCAUUUGUCUUUAUGUCCACCAGUAACUUGCGGUUCAGUUCAAGCAAGUCGGUCAUCAAAAGAGGAACAGGACAUUUCCCAACUCCCAACUCUUACACUUGCAGUAGCAUUAAUGACCGUAUUAACAACAACAAAUGUUUUUUAUGAACUUCUUAGCCUUACCCUGAUCGUCCCAAAGUAAUCAUAGAUCAUGGGUGUUUAAGCAGAUAUGUGAAUUACACUAAGUGAGGGAGUGUGUUCCUGCUGGUUUGGACUGACACUGAAAUGGCUCCUGUUUUUUGGGGAAAUAAAGAUUGAUUUUUCUUACAA